CAGUUGAAACCACGUUGGAAGUGUGUUGUUGUUGUCAUCUAUGGUUGUCAUUUGUGUGCGCUGAUUCAAAGUUGUUCACAUUAUUAUAAAUUAUUUGUGACAAAUUCUGCAAAGUAAUUAGUUUUCUGCGUUAGUGGGAUGAGUAAUACACGUGCUCCGAAUUUUACAAAAUCCGAAGAAAACUUGCUCCUAUCUUUAGUGAGCAAGUAUAAAAAUAUUCUGGAGUGUAAAUUGUCCAACACUGAUGCAAAUCAAAAAAAAAAUCAGUGUUGGAAGAAAAUUGAAGUAAAGUUCAAUUCUUUAUCUGGCCAGACCUUCCGGGAUCACAAAGUUUUGAACAAAAAGUACGAUAACAUUAAGAAGAGGACAACGAAAAAAUUUGCUGACGAGAAAGCCUAUGUCGGUGGUACUGGGAGAGGGUCACAACAAAGUAUUGAGGCCACCGAUGUUGAUGUGGCUGUAAAAGAAAUUCUCGGGGCCAGACUAAUGGGGCAUAGCAGCGAAUUUGAUGGCGAUUCCGAAACAACCUCAUUCCAAAGUAACAGCGGUAUAAUCUGUCUGAUGACGAAAAUGAUGAUUGUUUUAUGCCAAAAGAUCAAACCGGAGCAAUUUCGAGAGAAGUGCCUGUUAUGGAUAAAAUAAGUUGUCCCAAUAAAGAAAGUGAUAAACAUUAAUAAUAAUC
This is a messenger RNA of Zophobas morio, 682 nucleotides long. RefSeq names its product myb/SANT-like DNA-binding domain-containing protein 3. The transcript has 4 exons. The record is from RefSeq and is a predicted model, not a curated record. Bases 139 to 642 code for a protein of 167 amino acids. NCBI's taxonomy places the organism in Eukaryota, Metazoa, Arthropoda, Insecta, Coleoptera, Tenebrionidae.